UAAAUUAGCACACCUGCACCCAGCCCUAGCACCACCAUUAGAGCAAUUCUACCUAGCUUCCAAUAAUAUUAGUAGUACGUACGUAGAAUCAAAGGAGAGAAAAAUGGAAUACUCCCGCAUCGACCGAGGUUUGAGUAGAGGAGAAGGGGGGAUGAUCUUGUUCGAAAUGGUAUUGAAUGGGAAAUGGGGUGACGUUGUCAAUACAUGUACGGAAAACCCAUUUUUCCUAGUGAAUAGCAUCACCAGAACAAACGACACACUGUUACACCUAGCUGUCUCCGGCGGCCAAGUGGAGACGGUCCAGAAAAUGAUAAAUAUCAUUAAGGAACUACCGGAUCCCGAGAAGUCUGUUCGAAGUAGAAACAAUCGAGGGAAUACAGCUCUCCAUCUUGCUGCAGUGGUGGGGAAUGUGGCCAUGUGUAGGUGCAUAGCAGAGGUUCAUCCUUCAUUGAUCGUUGCACGUAAUGAAGAGGAAGAAACUCCUCUUUACUUGGCAGUGUUCUUUGGUAAAAAACAAGCCUUCCAAUGCUUUUACGAUUUGUGUCCAAUCCGUGAGCGUGACAGUGGUUCCAGGAAUACGCGCACUGGUGACACGAUUCUUCACUGCGCCAUUUCUGAAGAUCAUUUUGAUUUGGCAUUGCGAAUAAUUGAGUUGUAUGAUGGGAAAGAACUGGAAAAAGCUGUCAAUGAGGAAGGAGUCACACCUCUCCAUCUACUAGCGGCGAAGCCUUUGGCUUUCCCAAGCGGGAGUCUUCUUCUUCUUGGUUUCUGCAAAAAAAUCAUUUAUCACUGUAUAUUUGUUGAAGAGCACGAUGUGGAACAAAAUCAUGUUAAUCUCCCGAAAGAAUGGAAGCUGGCGCCGAAUCAUUAUCCCGAGAACUACAAAACUUGCAUCGACUUCUUUCUGUUCUUUCUGGAUUUGGUUAGCAGCUUUGUACUGUCAGUACUCGCAAUGAUCAGACAUAAGGUUAGAGAACCGAGAGAUGAAGAGAGGCCUGAAAGACAGCCCGGAUAUCCAGAACUAAGCGCUCGCAUUAAUGGAGGUUGGAAGAAUCGAUUUUCUCUUGCCAUGUAUGGCCUUUUGGCCCUUUUCUACCAAAUCUUCAAGCUGGCAAACAGGACAAUUGUGAUAGCUCUAAUUGCACUAGGAAUUCCCACGAUAAGAAAGAUAUAUGAGGAGAAAAGGCGGCACAAGAUAUCCAUUGUGAUCAUGAAAAAGCUUCUAAAGAGUAGUACUGGUAAAGAUUGGAUUUAUGAAUAUUAUUACGGUGGGAAGAAGAUCAGGAGCCCAAUAUUGCAAUCGCCAGAUAAAUUAAGUAUAGAUCCGGAUCACGAAAUAGAUAUGGACGAAAUAGUUCCAGAUGAAAUAUUAUUGGGUCCAUAUGAUCUCAAUGAAGAUGACAACAGCAAAGGUGGGAAGGAACUAGAGACUCCUAUAUUAAUCGCUGCUCGAAAUGGCAUUUCUGAAAUUGUGGAGAAAAUUCUGGAACAGUUUCCAAUAGCCAUACAUGACGUGAAUAAAGAAAACAAGAAUGCAAUGUUGUUGGCGGCGCAGAACAGACAACCACAGUUCGUGAUAGACUCCAUUCCCUCUAAAUUUCUUACCUGCUGCAACGCGGACAACAAGACCCCUGUGGAACUGUUCAUCGAGAAUCACGGCGAACUCGUCAGCAACGGUGGCGAAUGGUUAGUUAAAACCUCCGAAGCGUACUCCGUUGUCGCUGGACUCAUAGCCACUGUGGCCUUUGCCACCUCCACAGCAGUCCCCGGAGGCGUCAAGGAUAAUAUUGGCACUCCAAUAUUGGAAAACAGAAUCCCAUUCCACCUCUUUGCCAUCUCAUCACUCAUCGCACUCUGCUUCUCGGUCACGGCUUUGGUCACGUUCCUCUCCAUCUUAACAUCAAGGUAUAAAGCAACAGAUUUCGGAAAGGACUUGCCACUGAAGCUCUUGAUAGGUUUAACGUCCUUGUUCUUUUCCAUAGCUGCGAUGCUGAUUUCCUUCUGCUCAGGACAUCUCUUCGUGAUAAACGAUAAGUUAAAGUAUGUGGCGUAUACAGUGUAUGCGGCAACCUGCCUUCCGGUUACUUUAUUUGCUGUGAUGCAGUUUCCGCUGUAUUUUGAUCUUUUAGAUUCUACCUUCAGGAAGGUGCCACGACGUAGCUACAUGGCAUCCAUUCAUGACUAAGUAAUGUGCCUUUUUUUUUUCUAUUCAAUUUUCAUUUUCUUUUAUCUCCCUUUUCUAUUUUAUAUAUCGAAUAAGGAUCUCUCCGUGUGUGAUUAUGUUUAGUCUGUUUUUGA
Carya illinoinensis is the source of this 2298-nucleotide messenger RNA. RefSeq lists its product as uncharacterized. Gene Ontology annotation, molecular function: protein binding. Bases 104 to 2185 code for a protein of 693 amino acids. The transcript is spliced from 8 exons. Lineage: Eukaryota; Viridiplantae; Streptophyta; Magnoliopsida; Fagales; Juglandaceae. The record is from RefSeq and is a predicted model, not a curated record.